Messenger RNA from Raphanus sativus (radish), 969 nucleotides. Its product is annotated as non-specific lipid transfer protein GPI-anchored 5. Bases 273 to 788 code for a protein of 171 amino acids. The transcript is spliced from 3 exons. Gene Ontology annotation, molecular function: lipid binding. Lineage: Eukaryota; Viridiplantae; Streptophyta; Magnoliopsida; Brassicales; Brassicaceae. The record is from RefSeq and is a predicted model, not a curated record. Gene Ontology annotation, biological process: lipid transport.
GUUCUGUUCACAAGACAACAACAACACUUCGUGUCCAAACAAACGCAAAUACUUCACAUAAACUGUUAUAAAAGUAGGAGAAAGUUGGUCACCGGUAUUAAGCCACCUUUUGUCAUUUUUUCUACUCCCAACUCCUUAUUUAUAUCCUUCAUUUAAUCUCCAAAGCCUUCACAAAUCAAACAAACACAACACAACCCAGCAAAAACAAAAACAAAAACAAAAAAAAAAACUUUAAAAGGAUUAUAUUCUCUCCAGACACAUCUCAAGAAAACAUGAAAACGGGAAUGGGUUUAGUGUUGCUUACAGUUUUCAUGGCUGUGAUGUCAUCUACAAGAGUCCUUGCUCAGUCGAGUUGCACAACUGCUUUGAUCAGUAUGUCGCCGUGUCUCAACUACAUAACCGGAAACACUACCUCUCCAUCUCAGCAAUGCUGCAGUCAGUUGGGUAACGUAGUCCGGUCUUCUCCUGACUGUUUGUGUCAGGUCCUCAACGGUGGUGGCUCUCAGCUCGGGAUUAACGUUAACCAAACACAGGCUCUUGCUUUGCCUAGGGCUUGUAAUGUUCAGACUCCUCCUGUCAGUCGCUGUAACAACGGUGGUGGUUCUACUGCUGCCUCUCCUGCAGACUCACCAAACUCUUCAGGACCAGGAAAUGGAUCGAAAACUGUACCAGUAGGAGAAGGAGAAGGGGAAGGACCAUCGUCAGACGGAAGCUCUAUCAAGUUCUCAUAUCCUCUUCUUGCCUUCCUUUCCGCGGCUUCCUACAUGGCAAUCUUCUUGCAAUACUGAGUUUCCCCAUCCACGGUUCUCCUGAAACCUAUGAAGCUUUUAUUAUACCACUCAGAUUGCAUUCUUUAUUUUUCCUUAUUUGUUCACAUUUCCUUGUGACUUCGUGUAUUGUAUUUUUAUUAUGUGCUCCGGAUGAUAUUGGAUCUCUUUACCUUUUAUAAUAAACACUACUUUUUCAGAA